Camellia sinensis is the source of this 2571-nucleotide messenger RNA. Lineage: Eukaryota; Viridiplantae; Streptophyta; Magnoliopsida; Ericales; Theaceae. The record is from RefSeq and is a predicted model, not a curated record.
CUCUCUCUCUCUCUCUGUGCAUUGUUUAGUGUACUAUUAUGACUCAACUUUAGCUCCUAUAUUAUCUGCAUCCUAUAUACCCAUAUAAUCAUUGAUCAACAAUUCAGUUUUGCAAAACCUUCUUUUGAGUCUUCGAGCUCGGAAAAUCGAUGCUAUGUAUUCGAAUUUGAGACCACCACUUUGAUAUGUAUAAAACCCUUGGCAAACAUCGGCUCAUAUAUCGUGCUCGCAUUUCAAACUACGUCAAAACUGGUCUCAUUGAUCAAGCCAUCCAAACGUUCGACGAAAUGACUCAGUCAGAUUGCAGAGUAUUCAGUAUCGACUACAAUCGAUUCAUUGGUGUAUUAGUUCGUCACUCGCGCUUCGAUUUAGCUGAACACUAUUACAAUGAGAUGAUCUCACAUGGGUUUUCUUUAACUUCAUUCACAUAUUCAAGAUUCAUUUCUGGGUUGUGUCAAGUUAGGAAUUUAGAACUCAUUCACAAACUUCUAGAUGGCAUGGGUAAAAUUGGGGCUGUCCCCGAUAUUUGGGCUUACAAUAUAUAUUUGGAUCUUUUGUGCUCUGAGAAUUUAGUGGAUAAGGCUUUAGAGGUGUUGCAGAUUAUGGUUGAGAAGGGGAGAGAGCCUGAUGCGGUGAGCUACACUAUAGUCAUUAGUGGGUUGUGUAGAGUCAGACGUUAUGAUACCGCAGUUGAACUUUGGCAUUGUAUGAUUCAGAAAGGUUUUAUCCCGGAUAGCAAGGCCUGUAGGGCACUUGUUUUGGGUUUGUGUGAUGGUGGUAAAGUGGAAUUAGCUUAUGAGCUUACUGUGGGUGCAAUGAAGGGUCAAGUUAAGUUUAGCACAGAAAUUUAUAAUGCACUUAUUCAUGGGUUUUGUCAAGCUGGUCGGGUUGACAAAGCUCAAGCGAUGAAGAUGUUUAUGAGUAGGAAUGGGUGUGAACCUGAUUUAGUUACAUACAAUGUGUUGUUGAAUUAUUGUUGCAAUGAGCUUAUGUUUGAGGAGGCAGAGAAGUUGAUGGAGAAAAUGGUGAGGAGUGGAAUGGAACCUGAUGGGUAUAGCCACAACCAACUUCUUAAAGGCCUUUGCAAAGCCAAGAGAUUGGGUAAGGCUUACCUGUUGAUGGUGAACAAGAUGGAGGCAAAAGGGUUGGUUGACAUAGUAUCAUAUAACACAAUUAUUAAUGCACUUUGUAAGGCCGGCCGAACCAAAAGAGCUUAUAAGGUGUUUGAGGAGAUGGGCCAGAAGGGAAUUGCUCCAGAUGUGGUGACAUUUACAAUACUUAUAGAAGCUUUUCUGAAAGAAGGCAAUUCAAAUUUGGCAAAGACGCUUCUCGACCAGAUGACAGGGAUGGGUCUAUUACCAGAUCGAGUGCUUUAUACUACAAUUGUUGAUCACCUGUGUAAGACUGGGAGAAUAGAGAUGGCUUACAGCAUUUUCUGCGAUAUGGUAGAACAGGGAAUCAACCCUGAUGUAAUUUCAUACAAUGCACUUAUAAAUGGAUUCUGCAAGACUUCUCAAAUAAGUGAAGCCAUGCUUCUGUACGAGGAGAUGCAAACAAAAGGAUGCCAUCCUGAUGAGGUGACUUUCAAAUUAAUCGUUGGAGGCCUUGUACAAGAAAAAAAGCUUUUGAUGGCUUGUAAUGUUUGGGAUCAGAUGAUGGAAAAGGGCUUUACACUUGACAGAGAUGUUUCUGAGAUUCUUAUCAAAGCUAUCCACUUAAAAGAUGCCUCUUGCAUGGACAUCAGAAAUGGUUGAGAUUAUGGUAUUAGUCUUGGUGCUUCUCUAUAUACUGCAACAAAUUCUGAUCAGAAAGUCGUGAAGGAUUGGAAUGCAUCUUUUCAAGCCCAUCUAGUAGCAGCUUAUUUUGUCCCUCCUGCAAAUUGCAGAAAGCAGUCAAUCAGGUAUGCGUUAAGGCCUCUCUACUUGUCUCAGGCAUAUCCUCAACUCUAGCUGCUGUUGUUGAGAAUGGGUGUGCAAAGAGAACAACUUUUGAUCAAUCCAAGCGUAAAUCCAGUUGCAGCGGGAGGGAAGAAAAAAAAUGAAGUUGCACACAGAUGUGCUAAACACCACAAAAGAUUAUUCUUAAAAUUUGAUACAGAAGAAAGGGAACGGAAAUGAAGCAGAGAUCCUUACUGCAACCUACAUAGCUGUUGUAUUUGGUGGACAUCAUCAUUGAAGACAGUUUCAUAUCCCAAAAGAUUUGAAGAGUGAAUUUUUAUAUGCAAUAAUGGAGGUAUAAUCUCCUAGAUGAACCCCCACAAUAGUUCUGUACGAUGACACACAGAAAUUCACUUCCUAAGGAAAUUCUUGAUCAGAGUCUCAACUAGUCCAUGGGUGACUUAAGAAGUGCUAAAGCUUCAAAUGAUUGUUGACCCUGAUUUGCACAUUAGAUCAUUGUAUUUGUACCUUUUUUUUUUUUUUUUUUUUAAAAAAAAAAAAAAAAACUGUGAAGCCGUUGAGUUAAGAAGCGCUCUCCUUCCCCGAAGUAGGAAAAUUUAGAUUUAUUUUGUAUUACAUGUUUCCAUAAAGUGAUGAGCUGAUUUUUGUAUUCAAUAAUAGUUGAGGGGUAAAA